Messenger RNA from Loxodonta africana (African savanna elephant), 2646 nucleotides. RefSeq names its product ZFP69 zinc finger protein B (gene ZFP69B). Gene Ontology annotation, molecular function: DNA-binding transcription factor activity, RNA polymerase II-specific. The record is from RefSeq and is a predicted model, not a curated record. Gene Ontology annotation, biological process: regulation of transcription by RNA polymerase II. The transcript has 6 exons. Bases 443 to 2035 code for a protein of 530 amino acids. Gene Ontology annotation, cellular component: nucleus. NCBI's taxonomy places the organism in Eukaryota, Metazoa, Chordata, Mammalia, Proboscidea, Elephantidae.
CACCGGGCUCUGGGCCGCCCUCCCCGGCGCGAUCCGGGACCGUUCCCCGCGGCGGCCCGGCGUUGUGCGAAGACUAGCUGGCCGCAGCGGAAGGGCAAGGUUGUGCGGCCCGAGCCGCAUCUCCAGAGGUUAUCUGCCUAGUAUGAACACCUGGAGCCUCUGGCUGCCUGCUGAGGAGACUGAUGGAGUCCAGGAUGGGAGAUGGUCCUUGAGGGUCGUUGACUGAAAAAAGUUCAGAUGCCAGAUUUUGGUAUUGUAUGGUCCCCAGGUCCCUGAGAGUGGAGGACAUUGAGGAGCAGGAGUUGAUGAUCAGAGGAGACUGUAUAUCUGUGAAGCCUCUGUCUGGCCAGAGGUUCUGGCAGUGUCCUAAUCAUAAGUGGACACGCACAGUCGGAGUGCUUUGCCUUGUGGGCUGAGGCCAGAGAGGAGUGUGGGUUUCAUCAUGCUGCAGCAGCUCCUGAUCACUCUGCCCACCGAGGCCAGCACCUGGGUAAAGUUGCACCAUCCAAGGAAGGCCAAGGAGGGGACACCCCUGUGGGAGGAUGUGACGAAAAUAUUUGAAAGAGCUCUGCUACCUGAAGAUGCUGAUGAGACUCAGGGAGAAAGUGUAGAGAAUAAAAUGACCUCUGGGCCCCCAACAGCAGAAUACCAGGAACUGUUAACCUUCAAGGACAUAUCUGUGGACUUCACCCAGGAGGAGUGGGGGCAGCUAGCCCCCGCUCACCGGAAUCUGUACCGGGAGGUGAUGCUGGAGAACUAUGGGAACCUGGUCUCAGUGGGAUAUCAGCGUUCCAAACCUGGUGUGAUUUCCCAGUUAGAGAAGGGAGAGGAACCAUGGCUGACCGAGAGAGAAAUUUCAGGAGGUCCAAGUUCAGACUUGGAGAGUGAAACAGAAACCAAAGAGUCAACCUUAAAAAAUGACAUUUCAUGGAAAGAGUUACACGAUGGCCUGAUGAUGGAGAGGUCCACAAAAGGAAGCACUUUAUAUUCCACGUUGGGAGAAGUCUCCAAAUGUGAUAAAUUAGAAAGUCACCAGGAAAACCAAGGAAUGGGGGAGGUGCGAGUCCUCCUGGUCCGCAAGAAAGCCCUCACUCAGGAGAGAGGCCAGGAAUCAAACAGAUUUGAGAAAAGUGUUCAUGUGAGCUCAAAAGUUAUUUCAGGACCUCUAAGAAAAAGAGAUCCUAAAUAUGACACAUCUGGAAAGAGAAGCAGACACAAUUUAAAUUUGAUUAAUCAUACAAGGAGUUAUGCAAAAUUGAAACGCUUUGAAUGUAACAUUUGUGAAAAAGUCUUCAAACAGCUCAUUCACCUUACUGAGCACAUAAGAAUUCAUACUGGAGAGAAACCUUUCAGAUGUAAGGAAUGUGGAAAAGCCUUUAGCCAAAGUUCAUCCCUUAUUCCACACCAGAGAAUCCAUACUGGCGAGAAACCCUAUGAAUGUAAGGAAUGUGGCAAAACCUUCAGGCAUCCUUCAUCCCUUACUCAGCAUCUUAGAAUUCAUUCUGGGGAGAAGCCCUAUGAAUGUGGUGUAUGCGAGAAAGCCUUCAGCCAGAGCAUUGGGCUGAUCCAGCAUCUGAGAACUCAUGUUAGAGAUAAACCUUUUAUAUGCAAAGAUUGUGGAAAAGCAUUUUUCCAGAUUAGACACCUUAAGCAACAUGAGAUUAUUCAUAGUGGUUUGAAACCCUAUAUUUGUAACGUAUGCAGUAAAACCUUUAGCCAUAGCACAUACCUAACUCAACACCAGAGAACUCAUACUGGGGAAAGGCCAUAUAAAUGUAAGGAAUGUGGUAAAGCUUUUAGCCAGAGAAUACAUCUUUCUAUCCAUCAGAGAGUCCACACCGGAGUGAAACCUUAUGAAUGCAGUCAUUGUGGGAAAGCCUUUAGGCAUGAUUCAUCCUUUGCUAAACAUCAGAGAAUUCAUACUGGAGAAAAACCUUAUGAUUGUAAUGAAUGUGGAAAAGCUUUCAGGUGUAGCUCAUCACUUAUUAGACACUGCAAAACACAUUUAAGAAAUAACUUCAGCAAUGAUAUAUGAAAUAUAUUCAACAUCAGAACAGCCACAUUGGAGCAAAAACCUCUAAAUCAGUGGCUCUGACUUGAAUUUUAAGAACCCACAAUAUUGUUUAAAAAGAUGUUUUGACACAGUGUUUCCAAGUAUAGAUUUUGCAUAUUAAGAAACUACCAUCUAUUACCAGCAUUGUUUCAGAAAAAGGGCACUUAAAUAUUUAAAAAUGUAGGAAGGAUAUAAUCAGUAUAAAGAACAGCCCUUUGCAUUCACUUAAGUCAGCUUUAUGAAAUUCUUCCAAAUUUAUCUUUACUUUUGUCAUUUCACUGUAGGCCAGUGAGAACUUCAUUGUGACUGAUCAGUUUGUGGAUUGGCUUUCUAAAAAAUCAUGGUUUUAAAUAUCCCUUUAAUGAAUCAAUACAAUAAAGUACAGCCUAUUACUAUAGUCCUUUACAUGGCUAGAAAGGGUAUAAAUAAAAAUGUUAGUUGACUCAGUUCUAGACGAAGUAAUGUUAAAGGUAGUUUUCAAGAAUUGAUAAUCUAUACAUGAAAUACUUUAUGUUUUGUGGUUUCUUAUAGAACGAUACUUGGCAAACUUUUUCUGUUAGGUUCACGUGGUAAAUAUAUUAGGCUUUACAAGG